Molecule: messenger RNA, 1314 nt
Organism: Alternaria arborescens
Lineage: Eukaryota; Fungi; Ascomycota; Dothideomycetes; Pleosporales; Pleosporaceae
Exons: 1
Coding region: 1-1314 (437 amino acids)
Source: RefSeq, a predicted model, not a curated record
AUGCCCCCAUGGGGAAGACCACCAGGGGGCUCGUCGGGUGUGGGGAGAUAUUACGAGGGAGUGCAAGACGACGUUCAUAGGUUUCAAGAAUUGGAUAGUGAAGACGAGAAGGGUGGCGUUGAAUUAAGUCAGGCGUUCCAACCGGCCUUAAAUGGCAAGAGCAUCAAUCCAGAUGAACUAUACUUUAAUGAUAUGGAUAUUAGAGCAUGGGAGCGAAGGACAUCGGCUUUGGGUGAGGCAGCAUAUCGGCCAGACCAUCAGGAUGGUUAUCUUGACGAUAUGGGCAACAAUGUCAAUUCUGCUGAACACGAAGAAGUACUUUUCCGACGAGUACUCGAUAAGAUUCGGAUAGCAAGAGCGGCAGGAAAUACAGACGUAUCGUUGAGCCCAGAGGAGCUAGACGCGUAUCACUCAAGACUUUAUGGCCCAAGAUCGACCGCAGUUCGCCCUGAACCCCAGUCUCGACCAAGCAAUACUUCUUCACACGAUGCCGCAAGUAUGAUCAGCGUUGAUACGACUAGCAAGCACGGCAGUUCCUCCAGGUCGAAGAAGAACCAGCAGCGGAGUUCCAUCUUCGGGUCAAAGUCGAAGAAGGAGAAGUCCAGCAGUCACAAACGUACAUCCACUACAGAUAGUCGUGCACCGCCACCAGGCUUCGUUAUACCUGGCCCGGACGGGCAGCCCAUGUAUGCCCCCAUCAAUGCCUACCAGGGUAACCUGGAUCGUGAACGGGAGCCUUUAAGUCCCGCGUCCCGUUCCGCAUCUGAUACUAGUCAUCAUACUCCCCCGCUUUCGCAUGCCAGUUUCUCUCGGGACAUGUUGGGCGCCUUUCCAGAAUCCGAGUAUGAUUACCGCCCGGCUACCCCUCCACGGCAAGGUCGUUCUAUAUCCUCUCGGCAAGCUGCUUACGAGGCUGAUCUUCCACAAGGCACACGCACAAGAUCGUCUUCCAUCCAGUCUGCUGGACUUGUGCCGUUUCCUGUGGAGCCUUAUCAGUACCAUACUUUCAGUCCGGCGUCUUCUUCCUCAACAGCUUCGCCUCAACCACAGUAUACACGGAGAGUGAGUUCGGGUGUAUCUGAGGCCAGCUAUACAUCGGUCCCGCGACGUGUUCCUAUUCCCGCUCCUGCGUCAGUGACGCUUCAGCGAGCAGCACCUGUGGCGGCCAGUCAUGUUGGCCAGUCGGACCCAGCUUUGUCACCUUCAGCAUCAAGUUCUGCUAUUCCAGUUCAAGCUCAGGAAGCUACGAGAGCCAGUGGCGGUGGGCAUGGAGAAAGACGGCGGAAGAGUGGUAAAAGUAGGAAGAAAGGAUAA